GAAGUGAUCCAAUUUAUUUAAAGAAAAAAAAUGAGUGUAGAAAUUUAACAAUUUCCUUUUGAUGAGGUACAGUAAAGUUUUACCAUCCUAUUCCAAGGUGCACUAGAACUCCCAAACCAGUGUGGAUAAGAAAGAAAGCUCAAAGCUCCCUCUCCUCCUCCUCCUCCACGUCCACCUUGGCUACAACCAGUGUGGAUAAUGGCCACCGUUUCGCUACCCUCCCUACGACCUCGCACCCACCACGCCUUUUCCCUCCGCCACUCCUCCUCCUCCUUCGUCACCACCAAACCCCAGCCAAGACCCACAAAAUUCCCCCCAAUCCGCAUGUCAAUGGAGGCCGGGAUCGGCGUGAUGGGCACCAAGCUCGGCAUGAUGACCUACUUCGAGCCCAAUGGCGUCGUCGUGCCCGUGACCGUGGUGGGUUUCCGCGAGGGAAACAUCGUGACCCAGGUCAAGACCGAGGCCACCGACGGCUACAACGCGGUCCAGCUCGGCUACAGGAGGGUCCGGGACAGGAAGCUGACCAAGCCCGAGAUGGGUCACCUCAAGAAAUCGGGCGUCAUCCCGCUGCGCCACUUGCAGGAGUUUAGGCUUCUGGAGGUUGGUGGGUUUGAGCCCAACCAGAGGCUGGCUGUGGAGGAGGUGUUUAAAGAAGGGGAUUUGGUUGAUGUUUCUGGUACCACCAUUGGGAAAGGGUUUCAAGGUGGUAUCAAAAGACAUCAUUUCAGGAGAGGCCCUAUGACUCAUGGAUCUCAUAGUCAUAGAGAGCCUGGAUCAAUUGGUGCUGGGACAACGCCUGGACGUGUUUUUCCAGGUAAAAAGAUGCCUGGGAGAAUGGGAGGAACCAAAAGAAAGAUCAGAAAGCUAAGAAUUGUCAAAAUCGAUCCAGAACUUCGAAUUGUGAUGAUCAAAGGGGCCGUCCCCGGUAAGCCAGGAAAUCUUCUCCGUAUAGCACCAGCAAAGAUUGUUGGGGAAAACAUUCCUAAAAAUUAGUUUGUGUUGUAUGUCUCUCUCUUUUGCGCUGUCAAUGUCAACUUGUUUAAGUAACAGUGUCGCUAUUUUGAUCUACAUAACUAUUGAAGUUUGCACAAAUGCUUAUCUGAUACUUUUUUCCUGAUUGUACUUUCUUGAAGGAUUCGAGAUAAAUCACAGAUGAAUUUCUAAGUCAA
This is a messenger RNA of Rhododendron vialii, 1169 nucleotides long. Its product is annotated as large ribosomal subunit protein uL3c. The transcript is spliced from 2 exons. NCBI's taxonomy places the organism in Eukaryota, Viridiplantae, Streptophyta, Magnoliopsida, Ericales, Ericaceae. Bases 199 to 993 code for a protein of 264 amino acids. The record is from RefSeq and is a predicted model, not a curated record. Gene Ontology annotation, molecular function: structural constituent of ribosome. Gene Ontology annotation, biological process: translation. Gene Ontology annotation, cellular component: ribosome; chloroplast envelope.